CCUCCCCUCUCUGGUACACUCUAAACGCUUCUGGGGAAGGGGAUGGCGAGUAAAGGAGGUGGUGGUGAAGGCGGUUUUCCGAGCAGGCAAUGACUGUUUCCUUUACCUUUUCUUCGCUCUAUUAAAACCAGAUCGAAUACAGUAGUAAGCGGCUAAAUCACUCAAAAACCGCUCUUUUUUGGUCGGAAAACCAGGCUCCAUGGCUAAAAGUCCCCGCCUCUCGGCCGACCCUUCCCUAACCCUCCGGUCCUUAUCCGAGGACCUCUUACUCCGAGUCUUGGACAAGGUUUCGGAACCCACAGACCGCAAAUCCUGGCGACUGGUUUGCCGUGAGUUCCACAAAGUAGAAACGGUUUCCCGCAAGAGAAAAGCGGUUUUCCGUCGAGAUGAGCUGGCGGACCUGGCCCGGAGGCACCCAUGGCUCGAGCAACUGGACCUGAGUGCGUGCCCGAGGCUCGUGGGCCACGAGCUCAGUGGGCUCGCGCGUGGGCUCAGGGUUCUGGACCUUAGGCGAGUAAGUGGGCUCAGUUUGGCAGGCCUCGAGGGCUUGGUGGAAGGGUGCCCAUUGCUAGAGGAGGUGGACGUCUCGUACUGGUUAGGGUUUGGUGAUUUGGAGGCCUCGGUGGUGGCAAGGUUGAAGAAAUUGAGGAGGUUGAGGAUGGUGAAGUGUUUGGGUGUGACUGAUAUAGGCGUGGCGAGAAUUGCAGUCGGGUGCGGAGAGAGGUUGGAGGAGUUGGGGUUGAAAUGGUGCAUGGAGGUUACUGAUUUGGGGAUCGAUUUGGUUGCUGCUAAGUGUAGGGGGCUGAGAUCUCUCGAUAUAUCUUACCUCAAGGUGACAAACGAUGGCCUGGCAUCGGUCUCUGCUCUUAAAAAGCUGGAGGUUUUGUCAAUGGUGAGAUGCUUCUAUGUAGACGAUGACGGCCUCGCCUCACUAGGCAAAGGAUGCGACUCUCUCUUGAGAAUUGAUGUUUCAAGGUGUGAUAAUGUGACAUCCUCAGGCCUUAUUUCAAUAAUGAGAGGCCACCAAAAUCUCCAGCACCUCAAUGCUGCUCAUAUUCUCCCUGAGCUGACUUCUCCCUUGCUCUCUAAAAUAAAGAACCUAAGGAGCUUGAGCACCUUUGACAUUGAUGGGUGUGAGAUUUAUGCUUCAAUUCUCUGUUCUAUUGGCUUGAGUUUGAAGAAUUUGGUUGAGCUGAGUUUAAGCAAGUGCCCUGGAGUGACUGAUCAAGGAAUCAUUGAACUUUUGAAUGGUUGCAAUAGCCUGAGGUCCUUAGAUCUCACCUGCUGCCACCAAAUAACAGAUGUCGCAAUCUUGGCCAUUGGAACCUCUUGUAGGGACCUCAUUUGCCUCAAGCUUGAGUCAUGCGACCUAAUUUCCGAUAUGGGCCUGCAAGAGCUGGGAUCAGGCUGCCCUUCUCUCUCAGAGCUUGAUCUUACAGAUUGCUUUAACAUCAAUGAUUCAGGACUCAAAUAUGUAUCACAAUGCUCGCAUUUGAGAAGCUUGAAAUUAGGACUUUGCCUCAACUUAUCCAAUAAAGGGCUGGUGCAUAUUGGGACAGGCUGCAAAGAACUUCAAGAACUCGAUCUGUACAGGUGUAUCAGAAUUGGGGAUGAUGGACUGGCUGCCAUAGCAGAUGGAUGCACAAAGUUAAGGACUCUCAACUUAUCCUACUGUUAUCAGCUCACAGACGAGGGAAUGAAGCAUGUGGGGCGGUUAGAGGAACUAUCUACUCUUGAAAUGAGGAGCUUGUUAAAGGUGACUUGCAUUGGUAUGAGUUCAAUUGCUUGGGGUUGUAAGAAAUUGGUGGAAUUGGAUGUUAAGAGGUGCUACUCCAUAGAUGACAAGGGGUUGCUAGCACUGGCCCAACACUCUAAAUAUUUGAGGCAGAUCAACAUCUCAUAUUGCCCGGUAUCAGACAUGGGGCUUUUUGCUCUGAUUGCCAAGCUGAGGUGCCUACAAGAUGUGAAGAUUAUACAUGCCCUCAAUGUGUCUGUUGAGGGGUUGGAGUUUGCUUUGCGCUCCUCAGAGAGCUUGAAGAAGGUGAAGGCAUUGGAGAGCUUGAAGUACUUGCUAUCUCGAGACCUUAUUAAACUCAUGCAUUCUCGCGGCAUGCGGUUUCGUUGGAUUAACAAGCAUCUGGAUUAACAAGCCUCUGGUUUUGAUCUAGAAUCUAAUAAUAUCCCAUAGACAUUGCGAAACAUAGGUAAUAGUCAUGGUUUCCUAUGUACAUAUAAUUGCGGUAUGCAUAGGCAGUUUGAGGUCAGUUUUUGUACAGGCCCAAAGCCAGAUUUUCUUUGAGUGAUAAAGGGACGUGUUGCAAAUGUCAAUGCUUUAACAAAUCAAUAUUAGGUAACUUCCUUUGGGAAAGUAA
Messenger RNA from Amborella trichopoda, 2372 nucleotides. RefSeq names its product F-box/LRR-repeat protein 3. Gene Ontology annotation, biological process: SCF-dependent proteasomal ubiquitin-dependent protein catabolic process. Lineage: Eukaryota; Viridiplantae; Streptophyta; Magnoliopsida; Amborellales; Amborellaceae. Gene Ontology annotation, cellular component: SCF ubiquitin ligase complex. Gene Ontology annotation, molecular function: protein binding. The record is from RefSeq and is a predicted model, not a curated record.